AUGCUGCUUCCCAGCGUCCUCUCCUUGCUCGCCUUAGCGACCUAUUUCUCAAAAGCAACGGCAGCAAAUUCAACAUUGCAUGACAAUGGAAGACUUGCGCCGCUGAAACGAGUAACAACUGCUGCCCCUAGCUCACUCGCCGUGGAGUAUUACGAAGCCGGGCCCUCUGGCGGCGAGACAGUGCUUCUAGUUCAUGGAUUCCCCUAUUCAAUCGAUGCCUUCGUUUCAGUCAUACCACUGCUUGUCAACCAAGGCUAUCGAGUCAUUGUGCCUUACCUUCGCGGCUUUGGUGGAACCAGAUUCCUCUAUCCGCACACCCCGCGCAGUGCCGAACAGGCUGCUUUGGGGUACGACAUCAUUGCACUGAUGGAUGCCAUUCAUCUCGACACUGCAAUAUGUGCAGGUUAUGACUGGGGCGCUGUUGCCGUGAAUGUCGCAGCAGCAUUAUGGCCCGAACGAUGCACUCGCAUGGUGGCGGCCAACAGUUAUCUCAUCCAGAACCGUUCCACGGCCUGGCAACCCAGUGAUCCCGACUCGGAGGCCACAAAAUGGUAUUACUACCUUCUUCUCACUCCGCGUGGGGCAGCAGGUCUUGCUGAAGACCCCAAGAGAUGGACAGAGGUACUAUGGAAGAAGAAUUCCAUCGGAUGGAAUUUUACCGAGGAGUAUCUAGACGCAACGGUCACUUCCUUGUUCAAUCCAGAUUUUGUUGAUAUUGCGGUCAAUUUCUACCGGAACAGACUCUUAUAUGCACCUGGUGAUCCAGCUUUCAUUGACUUGGCAAAUAAGCUGGACGAUCAGCCUCCCAUCACCGUUCCGUCUGUGACCCUGGAUCCCGAAAAUAGUGUCGUCUUGACGCCAGCCAACGGAUCAGCAACGGCAAAACACUUCACUGGUCCACGCUGUCAUUAUCUGAUUCCUGGUAUCGGGGAAAAUAUACCAUACCAGGCGCCCAAGGCGUUUGCCCGUGCGAUUAUGGAAGUUUCGCGUCUGAGUGCUUCAAAUACCAACUGUGAUGCUAUCUUUUAG
Molecule: messenger RNA, 1029 nt
Organism: Aspergillus pseudoviridinutans
Lineage: Eukaryota; Fungi; Ascomycota; Eurotiomycetes; Eurotiales; Aspergillaceae
Product: alpha/beta fold hydrolase
Exons: 1
Coding region: 1-1029 (342 amino acids)
Molecular function (GO): catalytic activity
Source: RefSeq, a predicted model, not a curated record